Eimeria mitis is the source of this 510-nucleotide messenger RNA. RefSeq lists its product as uncharacterized. Bases 1 to 510 code for a protein of 169 amino acids. The record is from RefSeq and is a predicted model, not a curated record. NCBI's taxonomy places the organism in Eukaryota, Apicomplexa, Conoidasida, Eucoccidiorida, Eimeriidae. The transcript has a single exon.
AUGAAGGCGAAAGGAUGUAGCAGCAGCAACAGCAGCAGCAACAGCAGCAGCAGCAGCAGCAGCAAUAGCAGCAGCAGCAGCAGAUUUACAGUUAAAACUGCGGUGGUGCAGCAGCAGCAGCAGCAGCAUCAACAGCAGCGCCAUCAGCAGCAGCAGCACCAACAGCAGCAGCAACAAAACCACCAUCAACAGCAGCAUGAACAGCAGCACCAGCAGCAGCAGCAGCAGCAGCAGCAGCAGCAGCAGCAGCAGCAUGAACAGCCGCAUGAACAGCACCAUCAACAGCAGCAGCACAAACAGCAGCAGCAGCAGCAUGAACAGCAGCAGCAGCAGCAGUAUGAACAACAGCAGCAGCAGCACAACCAGCAGCAGCAGCAGCAGCAGCAGCAGCAGCAGCAGCAGCAGGAUAUAUUUACAGUAGCAAUAGCUGCUGUGUUGUCUACAUGUUUUAGUUUCUGCUGCAGCCGCUCGCUCCAUACAACAGCAGUUCUCUCUGUCCCCCUUCUUUGA